CCAGCCAUCCGUGGGAUUGGGCAAAGGGAGUGGAUUGGAGGUUGGGUUAGGAAAAAAAACACGAUUGGUAGAGUUGAGAGUAAAACUUGCUGGCUCAGAUAUUUGUGCAGCCACGUCCUCUCUUGCUAACCUCCCCACUCAACGCGGAGCUGUCCAUUGGCACUUGUGCUGAAACGCGUCUAUUCUCAAUCGCUCACUGCGGUGCACGACGGAGUGUCGAGAGUAAAACAUUUGGAUGACUGUAUUGGCUUUUUCCAUAUAUUUUUGAGACACUUCGGUGGAUAUCCAUUGAUUUACUCAGCUUUCAUCAAGAGCGCAUCAAAGGUCCACGUUCUGACCCGGUCGGUUAACGGACUCUAAAGAGGCAGAAAGAUGGCUUUUAUGGUGAAACAAAUGGUGGGAGGGCAUGUGAAGAACCUGACCGGGGGUUUGACUGAGGAAAAGCCCGAAGGAGAGAAAUCGGAAGCCGCAGCGGCAGGAAUGACCCAGGAGGAAUUUGAACAAUAUCAACAACAGUUAGAGGAGGAAAAGCAGGAACGAGAUGCUAGUUUUGCGCAGAAGAAAGCUGAGCGGGCAACAGUUAGAAGUCACUUCCGGGACAAAUACAGACUGCCAAAGAAUGAGCUGGAUGACACUCAGAUCCAGCAGGCGGGGGAUGACGUGGAGCUGCCCACAGAGCUAGCCAAGAUGAUCGCUGACGACAACAAGGAGGAGGAAUCCAAAAUGUCUGUCCUGGGCCAUCUGACCAACAUCCAGAAUGUGGACAUGGACCAGCUGAAGGACAAGGCCCAGGCCACACUGGAAGACCUCAAACAGUCCGCUGAGAAGUGCAAUCUCAUGUGAUCUGGCUGGCUGACUGAAUUCCUGCUCUCUCUCUCUCCCUCCCUUACUCUCUUUAUCUGUACAACAAAGGAUCUAUGUAAGAUAUCAUGUGAUCUAUGAUCAUGUACAAACGUUGAUAGUCAUGUUACUUUGAAUACACACACAUACAGUCAACACUGCCUCACACACACAAACAUACUGCAGCAGCUCCUGGCCAAGGAAUCAGAGUAAACACUGUCUAAGCUGUGGGGGAAUCAGGGUAAACACUGUCUAAGCUGUGGGGGAAUCAGAGUAAACACUGUCUAAACUGUGGUGGAAUCAGAGUAAACACUGUCUAAACUGUGGGGGAAACAGAGUAAACACUGUCUAAGCUGUGGGGGAAUCAUUGUAAACACUGUCUUAAGCUGUGGCGGAAUCAGAGUAAUAGUCUUAUGCCAAAGACCCUUUGCAGAAAACCAUUUAGACAAUGGCACAAAGUAUAUCAACUAGUCAUAUUAAGUGUGAGACUAAAUCACACUUUCUUGUCUUGGGACCACAUUCAGUACAUUACAAACCAAGUGUCUGUUAUAUCUAUUGCAGGUGUAAGUGUAUUUGCAGUUAGCCUGUUCUGUAGUCCAUCUAGUCUAUGGUCAUUAACUAGUUGGGGCCUUGUUAAGAGACAGCUCGUCCUAUGUAAUGCCAACCCAUCUAACCUUUCAAAUCUGGCCUUUAACCUGUCCUCAUAUUGACCCCUGACCUCUCCAUCUCAGUGCUGUUUUGUGCCGGUGGUUUGGUGUCGUUUAGCUGCUAUGAUAUGUCAAGUGCUGUCUUUGAAAAUGUAAUCCUUUGGCUGAGUGCUGGUCAUAGUGUUUAAUAAGUACACAAUACUAUGAACAUAUAUGAACAUAGAGUACUUGGUAUUUGUCUGAAUUGUUGUUGUAUCACUAAGUAAAGACGCAGGUGAGAGCGGGAGAGGGGUUUGUCAACCUUAUUUAGUAAUAUACAAUAUAUAUUUCUUUAAUACAGUGGUUCAUGUCUUGUAAUAGUUGAACAGUCCUUUUGUGACAUUACAAGUAAUAGCAUUUGAAGAAAGGAUGGUGAACAUGCCUUAGUCGCUUGUUUUAUGUGAUAGCUACUUUGUGCUUUCUUGUCAGUUCCAUGAAGCAAAACAAACAAGUGUGAAUAUAAUGAACUCUUACUCAAGUUUUACAGAGCCUGAUCACCUAUACAUUUCUCUCUGUAUUGACGUGUGACCUGCAGUGGUACUUUAAAGCCAACAACAAGAGCUUCUUUCAUUUCCAGUCACCCUAUGGGGUGAUUCAGGUUGAUCUCAUGAUGAUAUUUCAGGAAGAGACGUGUUGUUCAUGAUGUUUCUGUUUCCUGUCCAUUCUUUGCUUCUUUUACAUCAUCUUUGUUGUUCAGUGCUGUAUGAACCGUAUUGAUUUUUGACUGACUGUUGAAAGCAUAAU
Molecule: messenger RNA, 2270 nt
Organism: Oncorhynchus mykiss (rainbow trout)
Lineage: Eukaryota; Metazoa; Chordata; Actinopteri; Salmoniformes; Salmonidae
Gene: cplx3b
Product: complexin 3b
Biological process (GO): neurotransmitter transport; regulation of neurotransmitter secretion; synaptic vesicle exocytosis
Cellular component (GO): SNARE complex; terminal bouton
Molecular function (GO): syntaxin binding
Source: RefSeq, a predicted model, not a curated record